CCGGGAGGGCCCCGGGGGCGGCGGGCGCGGCGGCGGGAUGGAGUCGGUGGUUUUCAUCUUCUCGCUGAUCGACUGCUGCGCCCUCAUCUUCCUCUCCGUCUACUUCAUAAUCACACUAUCAGAUUUGGAAUGUGACUACAUCAACGCUAGAUCGUGCUGCUCCAAACUCAAUAAAUGGGUGGUCCCUGAGGUGAUUGGCCAUGCUGUUGUAACAGUAUUAAUGCUUAUUUCAUUGCACUGGUUCAUCUUUCUCCUUAAUUUGCCAGUAGCAACAUGGAAUAUAUAUAGGUACAUUAUGGUGCCAAGUGGAAACAUGGGAGUGUUUGAUCCCACAGAGAUCCAUAACCGAGGACAACUGAAAUCACACAUGAAAGAAGCCAUGAUUAAACUGGGCUUUCAUCUGCUCUGUUUCUUCAUGUACCUUUACAGUAUGAUUCUGGCUUUGAUAAAUGAUUGAGAAGUUGAAAAAGAACCAUUAGCUGCCAAACUGGGUCAUCACUCCAGUGACUGGUUGUGGAGCCUCAGACACCUUCCGAACACACCUAGAUCAGUGUCGUCAUGCAGUAUAUUUUUCCUCUUUGAACAAGAAAUAUUUUUCUGUAUUUUUAACAUAAAAUAUUUUCAAAAGACAUUGGAUUUGUGUAGCAGUUGUUUUUGUUCCUUUACAACCCAAACUGCUGGAGUUGCUGUUUCUGUAAGAUGCAAUCCUUGCUUACAGAACUGACCUUUGUAGGAAUUAAAUGGUGAGAAGGGAAACUCAUUUCAGCAGCAUGGGCUGGUAAUGAUGGUAGUUCCAGAACAAAUUUAAGUGCAGCUCUGGUGUCUACUGAAAGGUGUCAGGAUGUGCCUCUGGCUGUCAAGCUGUCCUACUCAAGCCUAGUUUGAAGCAGUGCCUGGAACACAGAUUUCAAAGUGGAAUAGUAGCACAGCUUGCAUCUUUGUGUCAGUGUUUUUUCCAGGUAAAAAAUAGUGGAAUAAAAGUUAUGCUUUUCUCCCUUUUCACCCCUCCCUCCAACAACCUAUGUGAAGUUGUUUUUGGAUGGAUUAAGAUCCCUUUGGUGGAAGUGACACCUGUGUGUAAGAGUGAAAAACAUAAAUAAGAAACAUGAUUAAUACUUGCUUUUUCCCUUCAACUCCUAUUUUGUCAUUGAAGUACAUCACAGACCUUCACAUAGAGUAAUCAUCAUCUUGCUGGUUGGAGCUGGUUACAGAGCAAAAGACUAUUUGCAGUUGCUACUCCACGAACCUGCUGUUUCCAUAUCCAGUGAGGUGAACCAAGAGAAUGUCUAGCUCAGGGAAAUGGUCUGGUAAACCAUAACCCCAUUUAUCCCAAUUCUGAUGUGACUCUGCUUCAAUGAUACCAGCAAACUCAGUUCUUUUUGUGCAGCUCUUGCCUCAGUGAUAAGUGUAUAAACCUGAGUUUGUACCCUCACUGUCCAAUAACUGUCUUUAAACUUUUUUAUAUGUGCUUGGAAAUAGGUCUCUUGAAACAAACAUAUAAAUUAAAACACUUUAAAAAUACACUUCUGUAAUUAUGUCCUAAAAUUAACGAGCUUUUUCUUCCUAAAGUACCUGGGUUUUUAGUGCACAGCUGUAAUUAACAAAUUGUUUUCAUGGCCAGCAAUGAAAAAGACAACUCUGAGGCUUGAUUUCUGUACAUACCUUGUGUUCAGUGUUUGUUCUAGGAAAAGUUUGGCUUUAAAUUUGUGAUGGAUGGAGUCCAAGUUCAGCUGUUGUAAAGAUGAAAAACUGCUGAAAAUCAUGCUCCUUAAAAAAUAAUUAAGGAAACAGCUACCCCAGCUGUAUGCCACUGACUACACCA
Molecule: messenger RNA, 1822 nt
Organism: Corapipo altera (White-ruffed manakin)
Lineage: Eukaryota; Metazoa; Chordata; Aves; Passeriformes; Pipridae
Gene: CNIH4
Product: cornichon family AMPA receptor auxiliary protein 4
Exons: 5
Coding region: 38-457 (139 amino acids)
Biological process (GO): endoplasmic reticulum to Golgi vesicle-mediated transport
Cellular component (GO): endoplasmic reticulum membrane; COPII-coated ER to Golgi transport vesicle
Source: RefSeq, a predicted model, not a curated record